Molecule: messenger RNA, 5163 nt
Organism: Glossina fuscipes
Lineage: Eukaryota; Metazoa; Arthropoda; Insecta; Diptera; Glossinidae
Product: insulin-like growth factor 1 receptor
Exons: 1
Biological process (GO): positive regulation of kinase activity; protein phosphorylation; multicellular organism development
Cellular component (GO): signaling receptor complex
Molecular function (GO): transmembrane receptor protein tyrosine kinase activity; ATP binding
Source: RefSeq, a predicted model, not a curated record
UCUGCGAAAAUAAUGAAAAAUUUUGGAAUUGAUAUAUUUUCGCCUUCCCGUAGCAUUGCUAACACUUUGGAUAAAUGGGAGUUACCUAAGGAAAAUGUGGUAAUCAAUCGACGUUUGGGUGAAGGUGCUUUUGGAACCGUCUACGGUGGUGAAGCGUUAAUUAAUUCUGAAAACUGGACAGCUGUGGCGGUGAAAACCUUAAAGGUUGGCGCUUCUACUGAAGAUCGCUUAGAUUUUCUCUCCGAGGCUGAAGCCAUGAAACGUUUUAAUCACAAAAAUAUUGUAAAACUUUUGGGAGUUUGCUUGCAAUCAGAGCCUAUUUACACUAUAAUGGAAUAUAUGCUGUAUGGUGAUUUAAAAACAUAUUUGCUUGCCCGUCGGCAUUUGGUAAGCGAAACUAUUUCUGAUGAUUCGGAUAUAUCUAGCAAACGUCUUACAAUGUUUGCAUUAAAUAUUUCGCAUGGCUUGGAUUAUUUGGCUCAACAGAAAUACGUACACCGUGAUAUAGCUUGCCGUAACUGUUUGGUAAAUGCAAAACGAGUUGUCAAAAUCGGUGAUUUCGGCAUGGUUCGUCCGACUUACGAAAGUGAUUAUUAUCGUUUUAAUCAUAAAGGUAUGUUACCUGUACGCUGGAUGGCACCUGAAUCUUUGGCAUUGGGCAUGUUUACACCAUUUUCUGAUGUUUGGGGUUUUGGAGUAGUACUCUUUGAAAUCAUAACUUUUGGCUCCUUUCCAUAUCAGGGUUUAACGAAUGGUGAAGUUUUGCAGUUUGUAAAAAAUGGUAAGACCCUGAGAAUGCCAGCUGACGCGAAGCCACAAUUAAAGGGCCUUAUAAGAGCCUGUUGGAAUCGUAAUCCCAAAAAAAGACCAGCGGCAUCUGAAAUUGUUAAAUAUAUAACCAAUUACCCUCGCCUGCUAACACCUUGUCUGGAUUUCCCCAGUGCUUGCAUAGAAAUGGCGGACGCGGGAAGUGACCAGCUCGAAUUUCUGCCCAACUCUCUUCAGUUUUCUUCACAAGGAAGUUACUCAAGCCUCGAUAUAGCAGAGCAAGCUACAAGAGCUGAAAAGAUAAAGGACAGCGGUUUUGUUGAUGACGAUAAUUUGCCAGAAAUUAUUAGCGAUUCUUCUAAUGAUCCGAGUUCGUAUUCGCCCACGACAGUGGAUGGGUAUAGCGUCAUGUCGCCUUUGCUUGUGCCUCAUGUCAGCUGCGGUAUAAGUGAAGCGCACACUUAAAUAUUAAAAAAAUCACUUUAAAAUACGCAGUAACGGCUUCGUAGCUGCGAGAACGGAGAGCGCCCGACGCACGUUUAGUGACAAUUUUCACAGGUGCAUUUAAUUAGUGGCAACAAAUUUUGAAAGAUUCAGUUCCUAUAGAUGAUGUUAGUCUAAGCACUUGGUUUUAAUUUCAGUUUGUAUUUAAAUUUGUAAUGAAAUGUACAUACGAUCUACUCGCAUUCGAGUCUGGUGCAAUCAUAAUGACAAUUUUGUCAAUGACAAUGAUUGAAAAGCAAGCGGAAAGCUUUAUUUUUUCCUCGCGAGACAAAUGUUGCAUAUUCAUGAUAUAUUUUUUAUUGACCUCAACGAUCGAGGCGAUCGGAACUGCUCUCAAUUCUAAUAGAUAAUCACGUAAAAGAUAUUCCACUCAAAAUUCAUAUCAGGCAAAAUCGCCAAUGUAUAGUUAAAAUUUUCAAUGCAAAUUUUCGAAGCUUUUGCAAUUACUUAUCGUAGAAGUGAUUGAGACCGAGCCAUAUUAUAAUUUUUCCCUGCGGAAUAUAGCCAAUGGCACAUUUGUUCAUUUCCCACUGGUACUGCAAAAUACUUGUAUUUUCAUAGCCUAAUUAAAGCAAACAUGAUGGAGUUCAGUUUGGUUUUCCGGAUUGUUUCGAGUUUUUGCUUUAUAAAAAUGGCGCUGUUUUGGGAUAAAAUUGUAGAAAAGUACUUAAGCGACACUGAGUGUUUCCAAGCUAGAUCUUGAACUAUUGUAAUGAUUUUCGAUAUUGAAGAACACCAAAUCCUCGCAAGCUUUAUAGAAAAAAAAGUUCAUAACCCGAGUAUUUGUAAUGACUAUAAAAAAUCGACUUCAAUGUCAAUCCAAAACUUUCAAAACUGCAUGAUUGUAUUCACUUGGGUUGUCUGGAUAAAGUAAUAUUUUUAUGACGUUUGUGGCCUUGUGCAGAUUUAAAAUUUUGGAUUUGUUUUCAAGCUGCGCAGCCUUUUCUUACAAAUAUAUUUGGUUUGUGAAAGUUAUACUCUAAGCCCUUAAGCAAUAAAUUGCAUUUUACAUUUUUAUUUACUCCUUGCUUAAUUGUCUCGCCACGUUCUAUUUAUUGUAGGCCUUCAAUCUUCCAAUUUUUACAUUUCAUUUUUCUUUCAGUUUUGUAAUUAGGUUUGAUGAAACCAGAGUUUAAUUUUUAUAUUGACGAAGAUUUUCAAGAAUUGUUGAGUGUAUGGAUUUCGAAGCUUUCGAAUCUUAUUAGAGUGUAUUCAUGAAUAUUUAUUUUUUGUUUACAGAGGGUGUAGGAAAUCCAAUGGAAACAUUUUUGUAUAUUGCGGCUCCAGAAGAUACCUCUACUGCAUUGAUUUUUUCCAGGUUUUGUCACUCACUUCUUCUUCGAAAUUACAUACUUGACUUAUAUUUUUCUCUGUGUUUGCCUUAACAUAUGCUUAGCAGAUAAUACAAAUGUUUCGUAGUUAUUUGUUGUAAUGGAUUUAUUCCGUUAGUCGGGAAUCGAAUCUCGAUAGACCGUUUCUGGCAUAUUGUGGAAUUGGGAUAAUUACUGCAAUAUUAUUAUACUGAAGAACAACAGCUCUUCGAUGUUUCUGUAACCACUGAAGUGUGUGAUUAAGUCCGGCUUGGUCUUUGCUAGAAUGUCUGGCUUGAUUAUUGUUAGUUUGCUAGAGAAAAUCACUUCUCCAAGCAUAAAAUAAUGGUUAUUACAUCGUGUGUCCGACCGUACGCGUGAUGACUGACAGAUCUAAGCAGUUUUUUUAGGCGUUUCUUUAACAAGCAUAUGCUUUUAUACAAUGAAGGAUAUUGCAUACUUGGUUCUUACCAACGGCUCCGAAUUCAAAAGUAUCACUGUGCCGAUGCAUUAUCCCUUGGUGUUAGUGAAGAGAACAAUCACAUAGGGAAUCGACGAUCGAUAUAGAGCUUGUUACUAAAAUGGAAUGCUUUUCUGUGACAAGAAUGAUAGUUUUGAUGAUGUUUUUUUUUCCGCGCUUCUGCGCGCGCGCUAUGAUCUUCAGCUUCGCUGUAAGAGUGCAAACUCAAGACAAACAAUGCUGAAUGAAAGCGGCAAUUAGUUCCAAAUUGACUAAGGUUUGCAUUUGCAGUACGGCACUAGUUGCUGUCGUUGUUGAAAAAUCGUCCAACUUCACAGGGCUUUUGUAUAGAUGUUGACGUAUAAAUGACUCAUGUCUUUGAUUAUAUCUAUAGAUAUUUAGAAUUGAUGAUAUUUGUUCCGAAGAGUAUUUCGCAUUGCAGUAUUAAAUGCGAGUGGUCGUUUGAACCACUACCGCUCUAGGAAGCUUGUCAUGUCUUUAGCUGGUAUCUUUAAGAAAACUAUUUUCGCUACGUUUCCUGUUUCCAAUUUUUUUUAAACAAUUUUUACUCUUUCUGUUACAAUUUAUAGCUACUGUAUAGUUUAUGGCUAAUAUUGUCUUGAUGAAUAGUUUUGUUUUACAGGCCUACAAAAGGGACCUGAAUUUUAGCACUUUAUCUUCUCAUUACUUUUGCCGAUGACCGACACAUUUGACCGAGUAACUUUUCUUUGCAUUCCCUUGUGUGGAAACAAAACGGACGGGUCCCAACUGGUGCAUAGAGUACAAUAUAGAGUAAGACAUAUCUGUUUGUGUCUAUCAAGCGGCCAUUGAUUUGAAGUCUUGCAUCCUUUACCAAAUAUUUAGUCCUAAGUUUUGUCUCCGUAAAUUUUCAGUAACAUUUCGUUGAUCUGAAAAAUUGUUUGACUUAUUUUGGAGUGUUUGUUGUCAAAAGACUAAGCACGAAUCCAGCCUUGCCAGGAUUUGGGAUUAUUUACCCUUGAAUGAUUCUGUGCCCUCGGAAGUCGAUUUUGACGAAUUCCCAUUUGUCUAGCUGAGUUUUCAGAUUAGCUUUUUCGGCUUUCAAUAGAAAAAUGUUGCCGAUACCUUUGAUACCUCGCUUUGGAAGGGAGUUGUGAAUGUUGUACAAGGUACAUAUGAUUUCCAUCGUCAUCAGAUGGAAAGGCAUUGUUACGAAUUGAUAUAUCUCAAUUGUGGCGAAACAUGGUUUCCUGGAUUUCGGUUUAAUAGCUAAGCUAAAUUAAUUGUAGUGAAUAAUUUCUUGAUUGUUCAGUCAAUCAAACACCAGUCUGUCCUUUUUUUUCGUUUACGUCUGCCUGCUUCUUAACUAUCCGUAUUGGACCAGAGUACGUUAACUUGCUAUGUCAAGUUACUUCGUUAUGCAAUAUGUCUUAUAUUUGGUAAAGGUAUGAAUUUGUGAAAAUAGGCACAACGUCUGUUGUUUUUACGUCGUAUUUGACCGCAUUUGUGUGUGUGAAUGUUAUUGGUGGUGGUGAGCUAGCUAGCUUGCUAGAAUAUUUUGUGUUCUUUUUUUUAUCAUUUCUAGAAUCUCUGCCUUUUCGUAUGUCGCAUGUCGUUCGAUAAGCAAUACGAAGUUUCUCGUAGUGAUCACAAUCAUGCUUGCUUCUGUAGCACGUAUGUUAUUGAUGCUGAGGGAAAGUUACGUGCCAUGGCUUUUCUUGUCAUACACUGAUCGUUAAUGAUUAAUUUAUUUUUCGGAUAAUUUUUUACGAAUCCGUAUUUUUUAAGGACUCGCUUCCUAGACAUAAAAAAGUUGUGAAAUGUGCAGUCUACUAACUCUAACUCUGCAAUCCCACAUUUUAGAACAUCGAGAUACUCGACAGGCGGUUGCUAUUCUGAUCUUAUUUGGAAGUUUCUUAAGGUUCAAGGAUUACGAAUUGAUUUUCCACAGGUCCAGUGUUAUGUGUUUGUUCAAAAUGCGAUGGGUCAGUAAUUUUUGCAAUGAAGAUAUGAAUUACUAGUGAGCUGUUGGCUGGUAGGUUAUAAGAAGUUGCGCUAAUUCAGGUUUACCGAAUUGGCUGUUGUUACUAAUUCUACCGAAAUUUUCUUGGCUGUUAUUACUGUGAAUGUUUCGGCUACAAU